GGCCAAACUAGUCUACUAUAAAACAUUAGGUUAAAAGGUAGCAAAACAGAUAUAUACUCUCCACCGUCGGCAACCACUUAUCUCCACCGUCUCCGGCGAUGUAUACUCUCCCUCUCCGGCGAGCUCUUUCUCCUUCCUCUUCCAUUAUCACUCAAAUUUUCCGUCAACCAAAUCUCAUUUCUUCAAGUGCACCACUCUCCCAAAUUCAAUCUCCCCAAACCAAUUUCUCUAAGCUUCAGCGCUUCGAUUUUCCAUCUCAGUCGAGGCUAUUUAGGUCUUCUACAGUUUCACUUUCCUCGAGGUCUCGAUCAUUUGAUCGGAACCCUGCUGAUGAUGAGAUUGGGCCCGAUACGAUCCUUUUCGAAGGAUGUGAUUAUGAACAUUGGCUCAUUGUAAUUGAUUUUCCUAAGGAUACUCAGCUUACGAGGGAAGAGAUGAUUGAGACUUAUGUGCAAACUGCUGCUAAAGUCUUCGGCAGUGUGGAAGAGGCUAAGAAAAAGAUUUAUGCCUUAAGCACAACAACUUACCGGGGUUUUCAGGUCUUGUGUUCAGAGGAAACAUCGAAGAAGUUUGAAGGUCUCCCGGGAGUUGUGUUUGUACUGCCUGAUUCCUAUAUUGAUCCAGUAAACAAGGAAUAUGGAGGUGACAAGUAUAUUAAUGGGGAAAUCAUUGAGAGACCACCUCCUCCACAGUUUCAAAGACAAGGCAGGCCUCGAAGAGGCCCACAGUAUCAACAAGGCAAUUAUCGCCCACCGCAGAAUCCACCCCAGCAGAACUAUGGGCCAGGACAGGGACCUCCACCACAGCAGAAUUAUGGUGCAGCACAGGGUCCUCCAUCGCAGCAGAACUAUGGCCCUCCACCCCAGCAGAACUAUGGCACGCCACAGGGUCCUCCGUCCCAGCAGAACUAUGGCCCACCAAGGUAUCCUGCACCCCAGCAGAACUAUGGCUCACAACAGUAUCCUCCACCACCUCAACAGAACUACAGACAACCUCAGAGUCCUCCACAGCAGAAUUAUGAGAAGCCACAGAGUUAUGGUGCACCUCAGAAUGUUCCUUCUCAAUGGAAUCAUGGCCGUCAGCAAAGCUUUUCACCUCAACAGAGCUAUGGGCCUCCAGGAUCUGGGGAUCAUAGGGGUCCUGCACCUCUUGGUAACAGCCCAGGUGGAUGGAAUAAUUCUCAGGGUGAAAGACAAGAUUCAAGACAUCCACAUGAGGUUAAUUAUAAUCAAAGAGGGCAAGGAAAUUAUUUUUCUCAAAGAGACCUGAGAGGUGGUGCACCUCCAGACCAAGGAGGCUUCGGAGGAGCUCAACAUUAUGCCUCUCCACAGGGUGAAAGUUAUGGACAACGAGCCUUUGGAGGUCAAAUGCAGGUAACUGGCCCCACACUUGGGCAGAACACUCCAAUGCCUGGAGGAGAUCAGAGUUUCCCACAGAUGGAGCAGCGGGGCAACAUUCAAGGGGGAGAACAGAGGACUUAUGGAGCUAGUGGUACAAUGGGAACGGACCAAGGGAGAUACUGAAAAUAUGGCGUAGUAUCCAGACAUGCUGAGAAAUGAUUGUUGAUGAGCUUUUGACUAGUUAAAGGUGAUGGUUAUUUUCUGAAUAAUUGAGAAGUGAUCAUGUUCAUCCUCAAAUCUCAACAAUUAUGAAGAAACGUGGGCUGACGAAUAUUGUUGUGGUAAAUAGUUUUCCAAUGUCUUAAGAGUGGUUAUGAAAAUGGUGCUUUGUGAGUGAUAACAUAGAGGAGACUCACGUGUAAAACAGCAUGCAGUAUCUGUUUCUUUUUUGUGUAAGAAGGUUUUUAAUGCCUUUGCUAAAUUUUGUUGUCUUAGCUAAGUUUUGAGCUGGGAUUGAAAGAAAAGGUAAUGACACAAAUCUAAUUAUCAUUA
This is a messenger RNA of Capsicum annuum, 1892 nucleotides long. RefSeq names its product multiple organellar RNA editing factor 1, mitochondrial. NCBI's taxonomy places the organism in Eukaryota, Viridiplantae, Streptophyta, Magnoliopsida, Solanales, Solanaceae. Gene Ontology annotation, cellular component: chloroplast. The transcript has 5 exons. The record is from RefSeq and is a predicted model, not a curated record. Bases 99 to 1523 code for a protein of 474 amino acids. Gene Ontology annotation, biological process: chloroplast RNA modification; cytidine to uridine editing.